Messenger RNA from Acanthamoeba castellanii str. Neff, 651 nucleotides. RefSeq lists its product as uncharacterized. The record is from RefSeq and is a predicted model, not a curated record. The transcript is spliced from 2 exons. Gene Ontology annotation, cellular component: nucleolar ribonuclease P complex; ribonuclease MRP complex. Gene Ontology annotation, biological process: tRNA 5'-leader removal. Lineage: Eukaryota; Discosea; Longamoebia; Acanthamoebidae. The annotation marks the transcript as partial.
GACGGAGAAGAAGAAAAAGAGCAGGCCACGACCGGACACAACGCAGAGGACAAAGGAAAAGACAAAAUGGAUGAGGAUCACGAGGGCGAAGAGGACCCGAGGCCGUCAUCUUCGGGCGAAGAAGUGGUCAUGACGGAGUUCAUCCCGCGGCCACUCUUCGUGACGCGAACCCACCACGGCGUGCCAACAACCGCCUCUCUGCCAUCUCUGGCCUGCGUGUCGCUGCGCAUGGUGGACCGCGGCGUGCCGCACUACAACGCUCUCGUCUGCCUCCCCACCGAGCAUGACCUCGCUCUCUACCAGGCUCGUUGUCUGCACCGCCGCGGUAGUCAUCGCUUCGCGCGCAAGGCCACCGUCCGACCGGCGCGACAGGAACCUGGCGACCCUGACGACGAGGAAGAGGCGCUUGACAACGACGACGAGAAGGGUCCUCUGGCUUCGCUCCACCAACAUGGCGAGAGGGAGGUGAUUGGCUUCGUAACGGCGGGCGACUACUCCUACAUUCGCGGCAGCGGUUCGGCGUUGGGUUUUUGCGCGUCGGCUGCGCUCUCCGCCCACUGGCCGCCAGUGUUGCUGGUGCGCAACACCUCGUCGCCCUUCUACUUCCCGGCCACGUACUCUCUCUUGUCUUCCACCUCCACCUCCUCCUAG